UUGUGGGCCCAUCACAUCUGGCCCGUCCCCACCACUCAAGAAAGCGCCAGGUUUUCCCGUUCCCUCGCCACAGUCCGGACGGCAGCGAUCGGUAGCAGCACGCGCCACCGCGACGCCGCACCGGAGCAGCGAGCGAGAGAGCGAGAGAGAGAGCGAGAGAGAGCGAGGGAUGGGGGACAACGAGGCGCGGGGGGACGAUUUCGAGAAGAAGGCCGAUCAGAAGCUCUCGGGCUGGAGCUUCUUCGGCAACAAGUACGAGGAUGCCGCCGACCUCCUCGACAAGGCCGGCAACUUCUUCAAGCUCGCGAAGAACUGGAGAAGAGCGGCUGCAGUAUACAAAAGGAUUGCAGAUUGUCAUUUGCAGGGAGAUAGCAAGCAUGAGGCUGCCUCUGCAUAUGUUGAGGCUGCAAACUGCUACAAAAAGUUCUCACCACCAGAUGCUGCACAAGCACUUAACAAUGCCGUCAAUCUUUUCUUGGAAAUUGGCAGACUGAACAUGGCGGCAAGAUACAGCAAGGAUAUCGGUGAAAUCUAUCAGCAGGAACAAGAUUUAGAGAAUGCUGCAGUCUACCUGAGUCGGGCUGCUGAUCUUUUUGACAGUGAGGGACAAUCAUCUCAGGCAAACACCAUGACACAGAAAAUUGCAGAAAUAUAUGCUCAGCUGGAAAAGUACCAGAAGGCAACAGAGCUCUUUGAAGAAAUUGCUCGUAAAUCAAUAAACAAUAACCUUCUCAAGUACAGUGUUCGAGGAAUUCUACUUAAUGCAGGCAUUUGCCAACUAUGUAGAGGUGAUCCUGUUGCUAUAAAUAAUUCAUUGGAGCGCUAUCAGGACAUUGACCCAACCUUCUCAGGGACACGCGAAUACAAGCUUUUGGCGGAUCUUGCAGCCUCUAUGGAUGAAGGAGACGUUGCCAAGUUCACUGAUGCCGUAAAGGAGUUUGACAGCAUGACACGCCUGGUACUGUCAAUUGGAAUCUUGCCUGAUCCUUGGAAAACAACUCUCCUUCUCAAGGCAAAGAACGAGCUAAAGAAAAAGGAAGAUGACGAGGAUGAUCUAACCUAGGGUUUUGCUCUACAAAAGGUUCCAUGGCCCCCAUCGUGGAUGCUGCCACGUCCUCACCCGAGAUGUAAUAGAUAUACUAACUUCUCCUAUGGACGCCUGUUUUGGACCACUAUGGUUACCACCCAAUUCGCUGUCACAUAUUAGAACGACAGACUCGGUAGCUGUUAGCCUCUUCUCUUACUGGCGUCCUGCUAUAUGCUCGUUGUUUCUUCUACUGCUGUUCAUGGCUAUCUGUUAUGUGCAUAUUGCUCCAGACUUUCUAGUAUAAAUAUACUAAAAUAAUAGGAACGAGGAGUUUGGAAUUGUUUUAAA
This is a messenger RNA of Panicum hallii, 1375 nucleotides long. RefSeq names its product alpha-soluble NSF attachment protein-like. NCBI's taxonomy places the organism in Eukaryota, Viridiplantae, Streptophyta, Magnoliopsida, Poales, Poaceae. Gene Ontology annotation, cellular component: SNARE complex; vacuolar membrane. Gene Ontology annotation, biological process: intracellular protein transport; SNARE complex disassembly. The transcript is spliced from 9 exons. Gene Ontology annotation, molecular function: syntaxin binding; soluble NSF attachment protein activity. The record is from RefSeq and is a predicted model, not a curated record. Bases 170 to 1063 code for a protein of 297 amino acids.